GAUAUCCAUUCAGUUCCUUUUUUUGUGGCUCAAGCGGAGACCUCCAACACUAAGCAGCCAUGGAUGCCAUCAAGAAGAAGAUGCAGAUGCUCAAGCUCGACAAGGAGAAUGCCUUGGACAGAGCUGAGCAGGCCGAGUCAGACAAGAAAGCAGCGGAGGACAGAAGCAAACAGCUUGAGGAUGACCUGGUAGCAUUGCAGAAGAAGCUGAAGGCAACUGAGGAUGAGUUGGACAAGUACUCUGAAGCCCUGAAGGAUGCCCAGGAGAAACUGGAGCUCGCUGAGAAGAAAGCCACAGAUGCUGAGGGUGAUGUAGCUUCCCUGAACAGACGUAUCCAGCUGGUUGAGGAGGAGUUGGACCGUGCUCAGGAGCGUCUGGCCACAGCUCUGACCAAGCUGGAGGAGGCUGAGAAGGCUGCUGAUGAGAGUGAGAGAGGCAUGAAAGUCAUUGAGAACAGGGCAAUGAAGGAUGAGGAGAAGAUGGAGCUGCAGGAGAUCCAGCUUAAAGAGGCCAAACACAUUGCUGAGGAGGCUGAUCGCAAAUAUGAGGAGGUGGCCCGUAAGCUGGUGAUCAUUGAGAGUGACUUGGAACGUACAGAGGAGCGUGCUGAGCUGUCUGAGGGCAAAUGCUCAGAGCUUGAGGAGGAGCUGAAAACCGUGCAGAACAACCUGAAGUCUCUGGAGGCUCAGGCAGAAAAGUACUCACAGAAGGAGGACAAGUACGAGGAGGAGAUCAAGGUUCUCACAGACAAGCUGAAGGAGGCUGAGACCCGUGCUGAGUUCGCUGAGAGAUCAGUCGCCAAGCUGGAGAAGACCAUUGAUGACCUGGAGGACCAUCUUUACAAGCAGCUUGAGAAAAAUCGUCUUCUGACCAAUGAACUGAGAGUAGCCUUAAAUGAGGCGUAAACUAGGCUGGGUUCUCACAUGCUUUAACUUUUCUGACACUUCAAAGUCCAGGAAUAUUUUAAGGUUUUAUUAAAGAUGCCAAUGUCUGCGACACAUACUGUGAGCAAUCUUCUUGCUCACAUCUCGAUUUACUUUUUUUUUUUUUUUUUUUUUUUUUUCCAAUAGCACUUUCAUGUGGGAUGUUGGGUAACUUGGAUUUGAUGGAUCUCCUCAGUUAUUGUCAGAGCUGGAACACAUGCACUGGUUGUAAUUUACAUUAUUUUUAUUUAUUUAUUUUUUUUAAACCCCACACUAGGAGGUUUUAAGGGGCGUAGGAUUGUUUCUACAUCUGUUCUCAAGUUGAACUUGUAACAAAAAAAAAAAAAGAAGAUAAAUCAUGGAGUAUGACUUUAGGUGUGGUGUGUUUGGAUGUACUGAACACCAAAACAACUGGGUAUUUUAGUUGCGGUACAGAUUUGAGGGACUACCUUAGCAUUUAUUUAUCUGUAGCAUGUCAGUGGACAGUCUCAGGUCAGUGAAUUGAACACGUUACAUUAAUUUGGUUUUAGUCUUAUUUUAAAUGCUGUGAUGCUUGAGAGCCACUGUGAGCUAGGUUUAUUCUCGACCCCCAGUUGAUCAGGUAAGAGUCACAUGAAGCUGAACUGUAGCAAAAGAAAAGAUUGUGUGUUUAGGAUGUAGCAACAAGACCUUUUGGGCUAACUGGUGGUGGUGGUAUAAAAGUCUUAUGAAUGACUGCAUGUUGACUCAAGACCCCCCCCCCCCCCCCCCCCCCCCCCUUUGAAUGGGUUUAAGCUUCACAACAUCAACAGAAAAUGUAUUUUAAGCAGUUUUGGUCUUUAAACUAAAUUUGUCUUGCAUCAGAAAAUCUGUUUUAUAGACACUUGUGCAGUCAUGACUUCAGCCCUGUCAAUAACCUAACGCAUCAGCUCCAAAGAGAAGGAAGACUUACCAAAAGGGAUUUAAGUUUAAUAAGAUGAGGAUAUGUACUUGAUUAUAAAAAAAAAAAAAAAAAUAAUCCAACUCUUCAGGUUUGUGACAAUAUCAGCAUGUUGGUUAUUGUUCUUCUGGACCAGAACCUUGUCUGUUUAUUUUCUCUGCUGUGUUGGCUUGUUUGAUGGUCUUUUAACUGUUGUAAUGCUAUAUUAACAGAUAAACUCACACGUGCUAAAGAAGAAGGCCUGAACAUAAAGCAGAUGCUGGAUCAGACUCUUAUGGAAAUGGUUAAUAUUUGACCCAGCUCUAUUCCUCUCCAAACAUUAUGUCACAUUCUCUGAAUAUGGCUGGCUCUCACAUCCAACCACUACAGAUUGUGGGGGUUUGCGUUCUGGUCUCUCCUGGCCUUGUCAGCUUGAGGACACAAGCUCUACACAGAGUAGCCGCUACAAGUUUAUGAGCAGCAAUUCAACUGCAGUGUUUGUAUUACAUGUUCACUGUUGAUCUUUAAUUGUUUACAUGUAUAUGUUGGGACUUUGCACUUUUUGUGGUAAACAUACUGCACAUGAUCAUUUUUGAAUGAAGCCAUAAUUUAAGCCAAGGUUAUAUAAAAGGGACUUUUAUUAUAUGUACUUUAGUAAAGUUGAUUUUGUGCCAGUUUCUUUUGUAUUAACACAUUCAGUGUCAUUGAUGUUUUUCUCCCACAGUUCAUCAAGGAAUUCUUAGCACAGUUUGGAAUGUACUGCAUUGUCAGUGAAGCGAGAGAAAUACUUUUGCUCUGUACUGUCUCUUAUGUAGAUGUUUUCAUUAGCAAAAGCCUGUUUUUUCCCCCUAUCUCUUCCAUUUUAUCUUUGAACAAAUCAUAAAUAAAUGGUUGAACCAA
Molecule: messenger RNA, 2721 nt
Organism: Melanotaenia boesemani (Boeseman's rainbowfish)
Lineage: Eukaryota; Metazoa; Chordata; Actinopteri; Atheriniformes; Melanotaeniidae
Gene: tpma
Product: alpha-tropomyosin
Exons: 9
Coding region: 60-905 (281 amino acids)
Biological process (GO): actin filament organization; cardiac muscle contraction
Cellular component (GO): actin filament
Molecular function (GO): actin filament binding
Source: RefSeq, a predicted model, not a curated record